This is a messenger RNA of Microstroma glucosiphilum, 875 nucleotides long. RefSeq lists its product as hypothetical. Lineage: Eukaryota; Fungi; Basidiomycota; Exobasidiomycetes; Microstromatales; Microstromataceae. The transcript has a single exon. Bases 99 to 590 code for a protein of 163 amino acids. The record is from RefSeq and is a predicted model, not a curated record.
GAAGGAAGGUGAGGGGAUGGUCGCACGCUGACGCCGAUGCUGCUUGGUAUUGCGGGGAGAGGAUCGGACGAGGAGGGACGGAGGGAGGGUGAGAUGAGAUGAGACAAUCAGGAGGGGAUCUGGUCUGCACCAAUUGUUUGCCCGUGGGGGUCCAAGGCAGUGUCGCGGAAGCGGAGGUGUUGUCAAAGCCCCAAGCGAAUCGGGGCUUGGCGGGGGCGCGUGUGUGCCGAGCGGCAAGCGGCCUCGGCACACUGACUGACAGGGGGGGAAGGACACGCUCGGCUCCGCACCACCUCGCUCAGGGUUGGCAGAGGAGAGACACCAGCUUGGAGGACCAGUCAGAUCGUAGGCUGAGUUCGCAAGAUCAUGGGUCGAAUGACUGCAGCAGGCUUCCUCUAUACCGUCGGGUGCCUUUCCGACACCUCACAACAGGCAGUAGGCCUUGCAGGGUCGAUGGCUUGUUGUAUCCGCCUAUCCUCCACGAAGCGGCUGCAACGUGGCAGACAGCAGUACACAUCUCUGUCAUUGUCAGUGUUGACGAGCUUCGUUGUGGCCUCGAUUCUGACCUCUCAAUCGACUUGCUUACUUGAGACCCUCUGAGCCUUGGGUGUUGCUUCCUUGGUCUUACCCACGCCUUGGAUGCGGGGCUCGGCGACUAAUUGCGCCAGGGGCCCGAAGUGCUCAGUCAAUCGCGUCUCGGAAGAGGACGUGCGCUGCGAUUUUUUGGAGCCGAGUUUCCACGAAGGGGCGCCAGACGCUUCCACGGUGGUGACUACUUGUGCCGCCUGCUCCAGUCCUUACUCCACCCUACUCUAUUCUACAAGACCUCAACACCAAGCACACAAGUCGCCCUUCCUCACCACUCCUUCACGGCC